AUGAUUUUUUGUAAAUUUAUUUUGUGCAUUCGUUUCUUAAUUUUAAUAACAUGCGCUGAAAGACUGCAGGCUUCGUCCCACUGGAUGGUUACUGAAAGCGGAUUAAUUCAGCCCAGGAUGGAUUCUCCUUUUGAAAUGGCUCGACCUUAUGACUUCUUAUCAUUUUUAAAGCAAGAAACUCGUUGGGAUGAAAUUAUUAAGUUGCACCAUGAGUUAUCAAAAAAGCAAAAAUUUCUUGAUGACCUCUGGACAGAUAUUGAAAAAGAUACAGAUUUAGGUAUUGAUGUUGGAAAAGAUGAAAAUUGCAUGAGGGCGGGCCCUCUUAGCAUGAUUGAUUGGUAUCAUACACCUUUAGAAGAUGGUACUAUAAAAAACAUUGCAGAGGAAGAAUUUUUGCUCCCAAGCAGUUAUGGACCAAGUAUUGAUGUACCUGAUUGUAAAAAGAUAUCAUCCCUUACCUUCAGUAUGUUUACUUUUGAACAUUUAAGUAGUAUGAUAAAAAGAACAAAUAUUUCGAUUACACCAGAGUACCCAACACUGGAUAUAAUAUCUCCAGCAGCAUCGGUAGAGCAAUUUGGGCAUUGGUUAGCUGGUGCCUUAAGAAAGAAUAGUUCAUCAUGGCUGCAUUAUAACUUGGCAGCUUUAUUUUGGAGAAUGAAAGGAAAUGCACCUAAAGCUUUAGAGUGUUGCCGGCGAGCAGUGCAUUAUGCACCCAGACAAUAUAAAGAUAUAGCCUUAUUAAACUUAGGAUCUCUGCUAUAUCGUGCCAAAAAGUAUGCAGAUGCUAUAACAAUAUUAAAUAGUGCCCUCGACCAUGAUUCCCACAACUCUAUUGCACAUUUUGUAUUAGGGAAUAUUUAUACAUAUUUGGGUGAAUUUAAUAUAUCACUUGCUCACUAUAAAGUGUCCUUGGGAAUUAAUCCAAAGAUGGAUAUAGCUAAGAAACACAAAUAUGCUACAUUAUGUCAUGUACAUUUGGGUGGAAGGAUACGGAAUUUAAAAGUGAAAAUAGAUAAACUGCGUGAAGGUUUGAGUGAAUAUAUUCUUAAAGAAUCAAUGUGGAUUAAAACGCAGAGCGAAUUUUUAAAGACAAUGAAACCAAUUGAUGGAUAUGAUUAUAAAAACGUAGAAAAGAACUGCGCAAAGAUGUCAGAAUUGACAGGACUCAGGAUCAAUGAAAUAAAAAUGUUGGGUGAUAGAUACUCUUUGAUAAAAUACUUUUUUGAUGGACCUAUAUACAAUGAUAGGUUAUUGGAAGUGACCGGUACUGCCAAUUUGGACGCUAUUUACACGUUGCAAAGGAUCGUUAGUCAUAUACAGAGACAUGCCAAUAUGGCGGACAUAUUAGUGCAUUUCAAUACGGACGAACCGAUUGAAGACCAAACUGCUAAUCCUGAACAAAUUGCACAUAGUGAAGAAGUCCAAUCAGAUUUUGAAAAGAAAACUCAAACAAGUGAUCAAUUCUCUGAAUUUGAAAGUGGAAUAUUUUUAUACCCACCAACAUUAAUAAUAAACAGAAAUCAUGAAGAUUUUGACAAAGACCCAAAUUGGCUGUCAGAUGCAAUGUGUACACAGGCAUUGCAUACGUUUCCUGAUAAUUUGGAGGCGAUGUACCCGGUCUUCUUGCCAUUGGAGAAUAAAGGAAUAAGAGUGAAGACUCUCCUUACUGACAAGAUCGGAGUCCCGCUCGGAGAAGAGCAUGAGUUGCCCUGGCAUCCGCCCGUCUGCCCCACUGAUAAGGAAGGAAGGAAAUCUUAUAAGCAACAAUUGAUAACUGAAGUCGUCGAAUCGGACUUACUAAGGCAGAAGUUGUUGGAAUAUGUCGGAAACGGAGAUAUAGAGAAAGCGGAACGUAUGCAAGAUGCUGAAAUUGGACACAGAAUAUAUGCAGCAAUGAAGAAGAAUACAGCCCCAAAAUGGAUAACUCAAGUUAUAGCGUCUCUCUAUUGGCGUGUUCGUGGUAAUAGGGUGAAUGCCCUGCAUUGCCUUCAAGCGGCGAAUAAAGUCGUCCCGCCGAAGUACAAAGAAGUGGUUUUGGUGUCUUUGGGCUCCGUACUUAUUGAGAUGGGUUGCUUCGAGGAGGCAGUGGCAGCCACUGAAGAAGCCUUUAGGUUGAAUUUGUAUGAGCCAGCAACAAAUUUCCUCUUAGGCGAGUUAAACAUGAUAAAGCGGCACAGACGGACACACAUGUUCCACCUAAAACAGGUCGUGCGAGUGGAGCCAGGCUUCAUGAAUGGUCUGGCAAAGAAUCUCCUAAACGCGUGGGCCUGCAUCAUGAAGGAGGUCAACAAGUUUCAAGAGAUGGAUUUCAUAGAAGGAGAUAUAUGUACGCAAGUGGAGCCGGGAAUUAACAUGGUGUGUGAGAAGGGAGGUGAAAACUGUCAUAUGACAAACAUCCAGUGCUUCAGUAGUCAGGAUAGAUCGGAUACGAGCAUGAUAAUGAAGCUGCUAGCACAACAUGAUAAGACGUAUCAGUCAAAGGAUAUGAUGAGCGAUGAUUUCUUCGACUUCGUGGUACAGAGAAUGCCGAGCGAUAGAACGGACAGACUUGCGCAUCAAGCGAAUUACGACCAUAUGAUGAAGGCGGUUGAGACGGUUUUGCAUGGAUGUGGGCCUUUGGGGUGUAAGAGUCUGCAACCCGCUGAUUUAGCGCUUACAGAAGAAGAAUGCUCGCACCAUUACAUACAACUUGGAUAUUGGCUGCACAUUGUCAGCUUUAAACAACUCUUUUCUGAUACAAAUAUACGAAUACCGUCAGACAUUAUCACAAUGAAUCCGUCGACUAAGAAAAUACCGGAAUGCAAGGUGAUCUCCGAGCCCUUAGAAGACUUUUACUACGAGAGACUCAGUCGCAUCGAUACAGAAGGCUGGCAGCCCAUCAUGACGCUGACUCAUCAGUUUGCUGAACUGUUCAACUACUUUGACUAUGUGACAUUGGGAGCCAAGAUCGCUAAAUAUGUGGAAGCUCGUCCGUCGUCGUGGGUGGCGGCCUUAAGCGCUAGUUGGUGGUGUGGGGCAGGCGGACACGGCGCGUGCGCAGUACGCUGCGCAGCCGCAGCUCACGCACUGGCACCGCAGCAUUAUUCCUCAUAUCCCUUACGGGCAUUGGUCGCCUUGUUGCAUAUGCAUUCCAAAGAAAAAGACGCCAAAGACGUAGCCUAUCUCUCCUUCUAUGGAUCACCAAAGAGCAAAAUCGAAGCAUUUUUAGUCGCCGUCUCUCAUACAUAUCUCGAAGAAUUCGAUCAAGCAGUGUGGAUGUAUCGCUACUCCCUGGUAUUUGACGAACAAUUUAAACCUGCCAAAGCCUGUCUCCACGCUACCAUGUGUCUUAUGUUAAUUCCCGAAGCAAAUAAGGGUAUAAAAAAUAAAUGA
Messenger RNA from Pieris macdunnoughi, 3372 nucleotides. Lineage: Eukaryota; Metazoa; Arthropoda; Insecta; Lepidoptera; Pieridae. The record is from the annotation of a GenBank genome assembly.